CAGGGCGGGGGUACGAGCGAAUAGUUGAUCAUGCUAGAUGACAGGGGGCGCUUGUUAAGUCGAACGGAACUUUGCAAUUCACAUGCGUCCGAAGUCUUUUUUUGUCGGAAAGAUGUUCCAAUCAUAAAUGUAUUUAGGCCAUGUGGCAUUCGGCAAUUGCAACAAUAAUGUUGCCGCCGCUUUAAAUUUUGAUAGGAUGAUCCUCUGCCAUUUUUACAUCCAUGAAAAAUCAAACUGUAGCCUACAUAUCUAGGGGCGAUGAAGAUAAUAUUGCCAUUGACGUCAUGAUGAGUCAGUGAAACAACACAUAUAAUUACAGCGCGGGCGGACGGGACAACGCAUACACCGCGUACAGAAGACUUACUCAACAGACACUUAGUACAAACGUGUUUCUCAUGAAACAAAAAUUAGGCUGAAACAUUCAUAUGUGAUUUUCUUGGUUGCAAGUGGCCGAAUUUAUACUACACGGCAGUUUGUUUCUGGGGAAUCCGUUCGCUGUUACUAAUCUACAGAGACAUGGGCCAUGAUCGUAACUGCUUCAAAACUUCCUUCGUAUCAUUCAUAAGUUGCUUAUGGCUGAUUGUCUCCUUCGAUGCGCAUUCAGUUUUUGCUCAAGCCACUGCUCCCAUGCCGAAGCAACUACCGAGUGUGUUUACUACCGGGCAAACUCUUAACAGACUGCGGAAUAUCUUAUGCAAGAGUUGCAGCCAUCAAGGGCGCAAUCGACAGUGUCGAGAAUAUGGACAGCAAGACGUGUGUUACUUGCUAUGCGGAUGUGGCAAUUAUGGCAAAUGUCUAGCUGAAGGGUCCUGCACAUGCCCCCUGAUCCCCGAGGAAGGUUGUCCACUGAGUCAAACUCUGUGCCUGUUCGACGAUGCUUCAAUAUGCUCAACCGAAAACGAUAUAUGUCUGUACUAUGAUGAGAGGAAAAUUCGCUGUGAAUGCCGAGAUGGGUGGAUCGGUGAGAACUGUCAAACAUGCAGUGACGAAUCGACAAGCUGCAAGUUGGAUGAAGAGUCCUUGGACCCUCCAGUUUCUGGAUCCGAGCUGACCAUCAAGGUGCUUGUUAUAGCUUGUGCUGGCUGUCUGAUCCUGGGGAUCAUAAUCGGUGUCUUCUGCAUGUGUCGAACAGGAAAACUUGUGUGUAUUACAACAUCAAGCAGGGUUGAAAAUCGAGUGGAAAAUUUUAGGAAAGACGAAACUCAAGAACGGAAUCUGAAUCGGCCAGUUACAAGGCAACACUCGGAUCAUGCUUAUUGUCAUGUCAUCCAGUACGCUGUUCCCGAAACGCCUACCAGUCAACCAAUUUCAGAGACAUCACAAGAUGCGGGAUACGCAGAACUUAAUAUCACUCGGCACAGAAAGUCGGAGGGCAUCUACUACUUCAAACUAGAGUCACCCUCUUCCGGUGCCACUUACGAAAGUGUUAAGAAAAGUAGUUCGGCUGUUACCCCAUUUCACAAUGUCAAGGACGACGCAUCAUCGAUUGACGUCAUGAACAAAGAACUGGACAAAAAGUCCGGAAACAGGGAAUUUAAAGGUAAUCCAUGGUCUUCUGACGAAUACGAUCAUCUACAGCGACAAGUGGAUGUUAAUAUUAGCGAGACUUCCAAGAACUACAGUCACCUAGCGCUUCAGGAGUUCCUCUAAACUGCUCGACUCUGUCAAAAAGAAAAUUGUUUCUUGUCUCGCUCAAAUAUAAAUAAUUGCCUUUAUUUUUUUUUAUCCUGUAGCUUGGUCGUGAUUUAUAUAGUAAAACUUCGUUUUUGGUGUCCAGUCUCUAUCAAUUAUUUUAUCUAUAAUUUGUGUAGACAAUCACACGGUCAUGGGUCAGUACACUAAAAAA
This is a messenger RNA of Patiria miniata (bat star), 1846 nucleotides long. RefSeq lists its product as uncharacterized. The record is from RefSeq and is a predicted model, not a curated record. Lineage: Eukaryota; Metazoa; Echinodermata; Asteroidea; Valvatida; Asterinidae. Bases 517 to 1650 code for a protein of 377 amino acids. The transcript is spliced from 5 exons.